AUACCGAAGGAUCGCCUAAAUAUCUUUAUUAUUAUAUAAAGAAAAAAAAACACAGAAGUACUAGGGUCGGUUCGUUCAACAGAAACAGUUCGAGCUGGUCCUCCAGCAUGACCGCCGUCUAAUGACAGGUUAAUGUGUGUGUCUGUGUUUAUGUCGUUUACAUUUACGUCAUGCGCAUGGUCAACCGGAAGUCCGUCUCCACCCCCUUAUCGCUGUCCGUUGCACCCGUUUAUGAAUCGACGCCAAAAGAAGGGCUUUUGUUUCGAUCCUUUGCCACUGAUUAACUUUAAUUCGUGAAUAUAAUGUUAAACAAACAAACAAAUGUACACUGUUAAUAUAUUUGCCAAUAGUAAGAAACUGGAGAGAGAAAGAGAGCCGAGCGGCGGACGGUGUUUGGAGAAGCUGUGGGCCGUUCUGUGACUGUCUAGGAUGGUUAAGGUGCCUAGCAUCAAAGAACCUCAGAUGACAUUGACAAGAGAGAAUAUUUCACUUUGGUAUCCUGGAAGAUAGUAUUCAGAACAGACAGAACGGAUGCAUGGAUUUACAUAAAUCUUUGAGGAAUUCUAUUGAAAUUUCUUUUGUAAACAAAAUUUCUCAAACAUCACUGUUUGGAAUGUGUGCAAGAUUUUUGGAUUCCAAUUAAAGUUGAAUAAAUUUGCAGCAUCUUUAGAUAUCAACAAAGAUCACUGUUGAUGGGAAUAUAGGUGUUAAAAUAUGUAUGAUUAAACUAUAAGUACAACUGUAUAUAUAUAGUUGUGGUAGAGGAGAAAUUAUUUAAAAAUCUAUUUGAGAAAGUGAAAGGAUUGAGUUUAUUUUCCUCAAGAGAUGGCAGAAGGGACAGGGAAAUCAACAGAUAGUAGUGAUAUCUGUGAAAAGUCAUCCUCUCAAAAAUGUAACAUCUUGACUCCCAGACGAAUUCCCAAAGUAGCAAAACCACAUCGGUGUGAUAUUUGUGAUAAAACCUUUUCUGAAAAUAAUCUCUUAAUUAGACAUAAACGCGUACAUACAGGUGAGAAACCAUAUCACUGUGAUAUCUGUGAUAAAUCAUACUCUGAAGGAAGUCACUUGACAACUCACAAACGUACACAUACUGGAGAAAAACCAUAUCUUUGUGAUAUUUGUGGCAAAACGUUCUAUCAAAAAUGUGACUUAACUAAACACAAGUACUUUCAUACAGGAGAGAAACCAUUUCAUUGUGAUGUCUGUGAUAAAUCAUUCUCUAGAAAAAGCCACUUGACCACUCAUAAAAACAUUCAUACAGGAAAAAAGCCAUAUCACUGUGAUGUCUGUGGUAAAUCUUUCUCGGAAGGAAGUACCUUAACUAAACACAAGCGCUGCCAUUCAGGAAUCAAACCUUUUAAAUGCGAUAUCUGUGGUAAAUCAUUCUCUCAGGUAGGUAGCUUAAACAAGCACAGACUCAUUCAUACAGGAGACAAUCCAUAUCAUUGUGACACCUGUAACAAUUCAUUAUCUAUUGUAACUUGACUGGACACAGGUGUAUUCAUCAAUACCUGAUGAAUCAUAUUUUGAAGGGAAGUCCCUUGAAUAAUCCACAUGUAGACUCAGAGAGAAGAGAAUAUCAUGAAUGUAACCCUAUCCAUGGUAAAGUAUUCUCUCAAAGCAGCCACUUAGCUACACCUGUAUAUAUUCAUACAGAAGAUUUACCAUAUAAUGUCAAAAAUCUUUCCAUAAAUCUCAUGUUAUAUAACCAUCGGUGUAUUUGUUUGACAAAGAAGAUAUAGCAAUCUUCAGACACUUUGUAUAACCAUAUCUAUGUCCACUUUAAUGCAAUAAAUUAUAACUGAUAUUUUUAAUAAA
Molecule: messenger RNA, 1818 nt
Organism: Octopus sinensis (East Asian common octopus)
Lineage: Eukaryota; Metazoa; Mollusca; Cephalopoda; Octopoda; Octopodidae
Product: gastrula zinc finger protein XlCGF49.1-like
Exons: 2
Coding region: 826-1485 (219 amino acids)
Biological process (GO): regulation of transcription by RNA polymerase II
Molecular function (GO): RNA polymerase II cis-regulatory region sequence-specific DNA binding; DNA-binding transcription factor activity
Source: RefSeq, a predicted model, not a curated record